AUGGCCAUGCCAACGCCUGAAGAGAUUGAGUGGAUGGAAGCUCACAUCAAAGACUCACUGGUACCCGAUUUAAUUGCUUGCUGCACUAUCUCAACUUUCUUUGCGACUCUGGCGGUCGCAUUACGGGUGUGGUCACGCUUCCAGCACUCGCCGAAGCUGGUUCUCAGCGACUGGCUGACCAUUCUCAGCUUGCUAUUCUACGUCGCCUUUACCACUGUUUUCGCUUUCUCGACGCGAUAUGGCGCUGGCAGGAUGAUGAUCCUGAUCAAAGACCCUUAUGACAUGCGCAUGCUGGCAAUUCUCAAUAUCCUCAACGUCAUUCUCUACGGAAUCGCUACCGCAUUCGUCAAGGGAAGCAUCCUCGCCCUCUACUACGCCAUCUUCCCCCAACAAGGCUUCCGAAUUUACAUUUGGGUCCUUGGCGUCAUUAAUUUUCUGGGUGCUAUCGUCAUCGUUCUCGUUACGGUGCUUCAAUGCCAACCCCUUGAGAAGCUUUGGAAUCCAACGAUACAAGGCGGACAUUGCAUCGACUUUAGCAACUUCAGCCUGUUCAAUGUCGCGUAUAACUUUAUUCUCGAUAUUCUCAUCCUCUUGGCGCCUCUGCCGUUGGUGAAGAACCUCAAUCUUUCUCGACGCAAGAAGAUUUUCCUCGGCCUGAACUUUGCGCUGGGUGGAGGUGCCUGUAUUGUGGCCAUCAUUCGCCUCCCGUUCGCCCGCAAAGUCGGCGGGACAUCCAACCCCAGCUGGGACAUGAUUCCCGGGGGUAUGCUGUGUGUUGUCGAGGUUGUGGUUGCCAUUCUCUGCGCGUCUCUCCCAAUCUAUCGCCCACUCCUACGGCGCUUCGCUCCUGGUGCGGUGACCCGCGCUGGAACGUCCGCAUACGUCCGGAGCGGCGGCAAUAGCUCUGGCGUGGGCGGACCCUAUUCAAAGAGCGAAGUCAACACAUACAUUUCCUCCAGUGGGCAUCGAAGCCUACAAAAGGGAGGCAUUGCCGUCACUGACGACAUCAACAUGAUGUCCCAUGUCAAUGUUGACGGCAAGUGGGUGCGCAUCUCUGAUGACGACGACACUAUGCUGGUCCAUCCCUGA
Messenger RNA from Emericellopsis cladophorae, 1089 nucleotides. RefSeq names its product Satratoxin biosynthesis SC1 cluster protein 4. The transcript has 5 exons. NCBI's taxonomy places the organism in Eukaryota, Fungi, Ascomycota, Sordariomycetes, Hypocreales, Bionectriaceae. Bases 1 to 1089 code for a protein of 362 amino acids. The record is from RefSeq and is a predicted model, not a curated record.